AUGGCUGCGAUCAGAUUCGCGCUCGCCAUUUCCUUCGUGAUCCUCACGUUGCUGUCUCGAUCUGCCGGGAGCCUGGCGGAUCAAGCCAUUAGCCACCGACAGCGACGGCAGCAGCCGUCGAGCCACGACGUCUCCUCCUCCGUCCGAGCGAGAAGGAUCGGCACCCGUGUGGUGAAGAAGCUGAGUGGUGGCGGGGGUGUUGGCGGUGGGGGUGGCCGUUCAGGUGGCGGUGGCGGUAGUGGUGGUGGUGGGUUUGGGGGCGGUAGCGGCGGCGGCGGUCGCGGGGGUGGCGGUGGCGGGUGCGGCGGCGGUCCCAUUGGACGGACACCAGGGAGUGUAGUGAGGCCUGUUCCCACCGGGACUGAUGGACCGUCAGCCGUCAGUUCUGGCCCGUCGACGCUCGUCGGCUCCGUCGUGAGUUGCUCUUCAACCCUAAUCUGA
Syzygium oleosum is the source of this 441-nucleotide messenger RNA. RefSeq lists its product as uncharacterized. The coding region runs from base 1 to 441 and encodes 146 amino acids. NCBI's taxonomy places the organism in Eukaryota, Viridiplantae, Streptophyta, Magnoliopsida, Myrtales, Myrtaceae. The record is from RefSeq and is a predicted model, not a curated record. The transcript has a single exon.